Messenger RNA from Diversispora eburnea, 447 nucleotides. The record is from the annotation of a GenBank genome assembly. NCBI's taxonomy places the organism in Eukaryota, Fungi, Glomeromycota, Glomeromycetes, Diversisporales, Diversisporaceae.
AUCAAAAUCUCCAAUAUUCAAAAUAACUGUCUUCUUGGCAUUAAAAUAUGUACAAAUAUAUAUCAAAAAAGGAAAUAAUACCAAUUUUACCAACGAAUAUCAACUCUUCACCAUUGCACUUAUGUUGUCGAAUAAAUGGCUCAACGAUAAGAAAUAUGCAAGCAAGAUCUGGUCAGAAGUAUCCUAUAUCUCUCGAGCUGAAAUUGAUACUUUGGAGAUUUCAUUUUUGAAAUCUUUGAAUUUCAAAAUGUAUAUUACUGGAGAAGAACAUUCAUUUUGGCUAAAUUGCAUAAAAAAUUAUCAUCUUUCUGAUAUACUUGAAUACUUGUUUGCUGAAAGAAUUGGAAAUAUGGCUGUCUUUCAACUGACUCUACUGAAACCAGGCUUUAAUUAUGAACAAAUCAUUGAUUCAAAAGUUAUUGAACCACUAGCUAGAUUUGAAUAUGG